CGCCUUAGCCAGCUCGCCGACAGAGCCUUUCUACACGCCACUUCGGACGGCGGAAUGCGGUACGACCUCCCCCAUUGAUCGUCGGUGCGUGGAUCUGUGCUUUGAGAAGCUAUCACGAGGAUGCUCCUCGAAUUCGAGAAUCUAUCCCGUGCGCAGGUGCUUCUGCUUCAAGUUCACCCGGUGGUUGACACUGGGGAAUCCUCUGACCGAUGAGGGUAUGUGGGAGGACUAGUGAGAUGAAAACUUCCAGUUUGCUCGCCUGUGUUUGACGCCACUCCGGCCUAGAAAUCUAAAAAUUUUGUGUUUUUUUCCCGACUGAAAUGUGUUCUUAACUUUUUUUUGAGGUGUAGAAUUGAAAAUUGACUUCUUGAUAGGAUUUAUUCCCAAUAUAAAUAUUUCGAUUUUCACUGCAAUAAUUGAGUGUUUGUUUUCUGUUCAUCUAAAUGUGUAUUGAUAUCAGUGAUUUCGACUAAGUGGAUAAAAGUUAUCUGUUUCUUCACAAUUCAUUUAAAAAUAAAAUCAGAUUUUUUUAAAUAAAAAAGUAGCAUUCAUUUGCUUCGUGAACAUAAUUCCUUUGGAACUUGCUCUUAGUUGCUUAAAAAGUUGGCCAAUUUGAACUCUAAAACAUAUCUCAUUAAAGAUGCCUAUGUAGUCUUGGUCUCUUUCUCCAAUAGCUAGUUUUUCAGCCACGCCUCUAAAGCGUGGCUCAUCUGCCUCUAAAAUACUUAUCUUAUUUACAUCUAUAAAUCAUAGGAACUUUUAAAACUCUCUUCCCCAAUGGUGUGAUACUUUAUUUUUCAUUGAGAAAUAAAAUCGCAUCGAUAUAUUCAUUAAUAUAUAUAUAUGAAGAUCUAACUUUAUAAUAUAACACGUCAGUACAAAAGUAGAAUAUCUGUUUCCAGAAGAUGUCAGCCUAAUUGCUGGCCAUCAGAAUCAAUUUUGUGCAGCAUUACCAGCAUCAAAGUACAACAUGCGGACUUGGCAAAACUUAGCAAGGUGGUCAAAAAAUACUCGGUGAGGCAAAAAACUCAGCUCUGUUGCUUUUAACAACCGCCCGAAGGCAUGAUGGCAGAAGUGAGCUUUACAAAGCGGGCAGCGGCCGAGCUGAGUCGGCGUUUCAAUGGGCUAACUGUCCGGAGUCGUGGAUCGUCGGCGUCCUCCACCCCUCCUUCCAAUCCGUCCACCCCCCAACCUCAGUCCAAGGGGGUUGGCCAACUGACCAGCUGGAUGGUGGAAGGGGUAAAAAAGCAACAACCGAAAGGAAACAAGUUGGCCGAGCUUCUGGCCGGUCGACCGCAAACUGCGGAUGCCUUGUGGAUGGACCCUGCCUUUCUGGUCAACUUUUUCUGGUACUUUUCGCCGCUGGAGAGAACGACGCUCCCUCAGGUGUGUAGAACGUGGAAAGACAUCCUUUACCAACCUGUGUUCUGGAAACAAAUCAUGCCCGUGCUUCACUGUAGGGAACUUAGGGUCACUUCAGGGGACCUGUCAUCGACUUCGGAAUUGAGGAAAAGGGUGUAUUCCAGCCUCGAGAAGCGCGGUUUUCACUCUCUGUGUCUGUUCGGGGCGGGGGACGACGAUGUGUACGACGUGGUCAGCAAUUUCCCCCACAACUACGUGCGCCAGGUUCAGUGGCUGGUGCUGCGCUGCUGCAAUGUCACCGACAAGGGACACGAGGUGCUGCUCGAGUUCUUCCACGAGGUCACGCGCCUCGAGAUGUCCGGCUGCAACGAGGUGACGGACGCAGGGCUGUGGGCCAGCCUACAUCCCAGGCUCGUUCAUCUCACGCUCGCAGACUGCAUCAACGUCGCAGACGAGUCCGUGGCCGCCAUCGCCCAGCUCUUGCCCAGCCUCCAGGAGCUGAAUCUGCAGGCAUAUCACGUGACGGACUCCGCCCUGGCCUUCUUUGGCCCCCAGCAGAGUGGCACUCUCCGGGUCCUGAGGCUUCGCUCGUGUUGGGAGCUCACCAACCACGGUUUGCUCAACCUGGUGCAUGUGCUGCCCAACCUGACGGUUCUCUCGCUGUCCGGUUGUUCCAAGAUCACGGAUGACGGCGUGGAACUGGUCGCCGAGAACCUAAGGCAACUCAAGGUCCUUGACCUUUCCUGGUGUCCAAGGAUCACGGACGCUGGACUUGAAAGCAUAGCCUGCGACCUCAAUGUCCUCGAAGAACUUGCCCUGGACAGGUGUGUGCACGUGACAGACCUUGGAGUGGGCUAUGUGUCCACUAUCACCACCAUCCGAGUCUUGUAUCUGAGGUGGUGCACACAGCUGAGAGACUUCGGACUCACGCACGUCUGCAACAUGAGGAAUCUGGAGAUUCUCUCUUUGGCAGGUUGCUCUCUGCUGACUUCAAAUGGAUUGUCUUCGAUUAUACAGUUAAGGAAUUUACGAGAACUCGAAUUGACAAAUGUUCCCGGCGCCUCUCAAGAGCUGUUCGAAUACUUGAGGGGACACCUACCCACCUGCUUGAUCAUCGAAUAGAAAAAUCACCGUCCUUCGAGAACAGCCGAACUUCUUCCGUCAGCAACAAAGUAAACAUGCGAGCCAAGAAUCAGGCUGCUGUCUACGACGACCCCAAUAAACAAACUAUCAGACUGAGCCGCUGAAAUUCCAACUGUUUUGUUUGUUCUUUGUCAUCAGCCAUCUGUUCUGCAUUCACAAUCAUACAAGCGGGAAAAAAAAAAAAGGAAUAAUUGUUUCUGAACAGCAAUUUCAGGAGCAUGAUUACUAUUGCCAAUCCGAGCAAAAUAGUUUACUUUUUCGAAGGCGAUAUUCUGAAUGAAGAUUUUUAAUGUAAGCAUGCGCUUGUACAGCAUAAUGUUCUGGACGUUUAUUACGAAUUUUAACCAAUAUGGAGAAAAAUGGCUGACUAAGGUCAUUCCUCUUUCUGGCGUGAUUGUGGUAGCGACUGGACACCUGCCAGAAAAAGAGAGCUGCCGAGUUAAUAAAUAAAGAUUAAAUCGAUCCUUUCGGCAACAGUACGUGUAAGCGGAAGAUGGAUACUUCAAACUAUCACAUGACGUCACCUUCUUGGUUUCGAUUUUUGCUUUUAACACUUCAAGCCAUUGGGUUGAAAUUUCAGCCUUUAUUGAAAGAUAUUUCCAUGUUUUUAUGUGCCAUUUAGAAUUGUAAACUAGAAUUUUGUUUUAAAGAAAGAUUCAAUAACGUAGCAACGAUGUUCUAUGCAAUGUUUCAAGAGAAACAAAAAUUGUGAUUAUUUGACAUUCUAGUGUGGCGUUCCAAGCUUUGAAUGGUUAAAACUCACAAUGUGAACACUUUCUCAGAGUAAAGUUACACUGCAGCUGUGCAGAUUCAAACAUUCAAUUGCAAUUUUACAUGAAUUAAGCAAUAUUGAAAUAAAUUUUUAAAGUAAUUUUAUCUCAAUCUUCCCAUACUCGAAUGCCGAGUUGUCGCCGAAACAAGGAUGCUCCCAAACAUGUAUUAAAUUGCAUUUUACUUUAAAAAUUUCCAACAGUGGAAACUAAUAAAUAAUUAGAAGUAAAAAAAUAAAAAAAAUUCCAAUACUGUGAAAUUUACAAAAAGUUUCAAAAUUCUUAAAAAUUAUAUGUUCUCCCCAAGUAGCACCUGUAUAUUGUACAACAUUAAACAAUAUUCACAAUAUUGUGCAACAGCAUAUGCUACAUGGGUCAGUAAAUUAAUCAAUAGAAUUGGCAUUGUUAACCUAAUUGUAAUGUACUGAAUGAGACAGCAAUUUUUUUUUCUUUUAAAAUGCUGCUGUAUAUUAUUAAAAGAAUGUUCUUAUGCUAACGAAGAAUAUUCUUAUUGUAAGAAUAAAAAUGUAUGCAUAUUUUUAAAUUUUGAAAAUACGUUACGAUAAACGCUAAAUCUUUGUGAUGACGUAGCGAACAGAGCUACCAAUCUUAACUCAAAAAUUUAAAAAUAAUAAUUGAUUGCAAUGCUUUCAAAUUGUGAAAAUAUAUAUUGUAACACACAGUCUUAAGUAAUCAGUUGUACAAGGUACUCAGAAAGACGUAACACAAUAGGAUUUCGAGAGAAGCGAAUGUUCACUAGAACUCGAAUAUAUUUUUCUCACUGGCAAUCUGCAAGUUUAAUCUUAGCAUGUGGCAGCAUGGUUCGAUUCCUUUUCUCAUAGCGCCGAUGAAUGGAAGUCAUUUUGUAAUGUACACUUCAUUAGAUGUACAUAUGAGCGUUGGCUGCACGUACAGUUAUGUAAACCUUGUAACAUAAUUGCGAAUAAUGUUCUCUAAUAUUCGAU
Messenger RNA from Argiope bruennichi, 4240 nucleotides. RefSeq names its product F-box/LRR-repeat protein 16-like. Lineage: Eukaryota; Metazoa; Arthropoda; Arachnida; Araneae; Araneidae. The record is from RefSeq and is a predicted model, not a curated record. The transcript has 5 exons. Gene Ontology annotation, molecular function: protein binding. Bases 1063 to 2484 code for a protein of 473 amino acids.